AUGACUCACGAGACAAUGACACAGACUGGCCGUGCCGUUGCAAAGGCAUCCCAGGGCACGAGUACCACGAGCAAGAACGCCGAAAUCUCUGUCAUUGACAUGGCCUACAAAAUCCGCAUUCGCGUCGCUCGCCAAAGCCAGGUUGAAGCGCACCUCACGAGCAUCGCCGAACAACCGACCAAGUCCAACAAGUCCAACUUGGCAGCCCGCUUCGUCGCUACACUCAAACGCAAGACCUUUCGCCAAAAGAACGACAGCCAGCCGGGAUCGUGCAAGACCCCGCCGCUGUCGCCCAGGAGCCGACGUCGCAUGAUCAACACCACCCUCACUAGCAGCCUGCGACGAACCCUCAUGGAGAGCCCCAACGCUCAGAGCGGGCGUCAAGACACGGUUCUCGUCUGA
Molecule: messenger RNA, 402 nt
Organism: Monosiga brevicollis MX1
Lineage: Eukaryota; Choanoflagellata; Craspedida; Salpingoecidae
Exons: 1
Coding region: 1-402 (133 amino acids)
Source: RefSeq, a predicted model, not a curated record